This is a messenger RNA of Xenopus laevis (African clawed frog), 3918 nucleotides long. It is a transcript of the gene itpkb.L, whose product is annotated as inositol-trisphosphate 3-kinase B. Bases 1704 to 3725 code for a protein of 673 amino acids. The transcript has 8 exons. The record is from RefSeq and is a predicted model, not a curated record. NCBI's taxonomy places the organism in Eukaryota, Metazoa, Chordata, Amphibia, Anura, Pipidae.
AGAGAGGGGGAGUGUGAGAAGAAGGAUCUCCUCUCGUAACUACUACAGAGACCAAAGUGUUACCUCUCCGGCAAAACACGUUCUAUAAAUGUAGUAUUUCUUAGCCGAGCCCUUCACGCCCUUUGCUAACUGCCAAGAUAAUACGGAACCAGAAUUCCAAGUAUAAAACACUCCCCCUUUUUCAUAGCAAAAAGUACAGGGAGCCGCCGCGGAGAUAUUGGAACCAAAACAACUUAUGAACCGAGAAAAGCGGUGCAGAGCCCCAACGCCUUGGCACUGGCCCUCGGAAAGAUGGAGAGUUAGGGGCUGAGCACAAUGGAAACUUUCUCAGUGUUCCCCUCCUGCCGAGCCCCAGAAAAAGGAAGCUCGUUCCACUGAGUUCAACCCCAGACUGACUGCUCAGCUUCCUUCCUGCUGCUGCUGCUGCUCUCACACGGGGACAUCUCCCUGACUGAACAGUGAGAGACAGGAACAUCACUGAGACUGCACUGACAGGGUAACAUCGCUGUGUGACUGCAUAGAGACAUAGUAACAUCACUGAGACUGUACCAGGAGAGUAACAUCGCUGUGUGACUGCAUAGAGACAUAGUAACAUCACUGAGACUGUACCAGGAGAGUAACAUCGCUGUGUGACUGCAUAGAGACAUAGUAACAUCACUGAGACUGUACCAGGAGAGUAACAUCGCUGUGUGACUGCAUAGAGACAUAGUAACAUCACUGAGACUGUACCAGGGGAGUAACAUCGCUGUGUGACUGCAUAGAGACAUAGUAACAUCACUGAGACUGCACUGACAGGGUAACAUCGCUGUGUGACUGCAUAGAGACAUAGUAACAUCACUGAGACUGUACCAGGAGAGUAACAUCACUGUGUGACUACAUAAAGACAUAGUAACAUCAUUGAGACUGCACCAGGAGAGUAACAUCACUGUGUGACUGCAUAGAGACAUAGUAGCAUCACUGAGACUGCGCCUGCAGAGUAACAUCGCUGUGUGACUGCAUAGAAAGAGAGCAACAUCACUGCGACUACACCGGGAGAGUAACGUAACUGUGUGGCUGCACAGGGAGAUCGAGAGAGAGAAACAUCACUGUCACUGCUCAUAGACAGAGUAUCAUUACUGUGACUGCACCAGGAGUGUAACAUCACUGUGACUGCACAGACAGGAGAGUAACACUGUGACUGCACAAGCAGAGUAACAUCACUAACUGCACAGAGAGAGAGAGAGAGUAACAUCCAGCAUGAGAGUAACAUCGUAGUGACAGUACAAGGAGGAUAACAUCACUUAUACUGCAGGAGCAGAGUAACAUCACUGGCUGCAAUAGGACAGAGAGUUGCACAUUGUACUGAGACUGGAGGAGAGUCACGUAGAAGGCUUUGCAUUAACUGCAUGGUCAGGUAGAGUGGCACGGAGUACAUCUCACUGGCACUGGUUGGGGACCAGGGAACGAAGGUCACAGAGAAGGCUUUACAAGUUGGGGAAGAGCAAGAGCAGAUGACAGCACCUCUACCUCUUUAAUUGGCAAUUACUUCACAGAAAGAGGUGCCCAGAGGAGAGACAACACUGCUGAUUUGUUUAUGGAGUUUUGGGCAAGAGCCCAGAGCCGCUUUCUUCAGUUGAGCGUUUCGGGCAAUGCUGUUCUGGAAGAGAAGCCAUUGGGAACCCCGCACGUAAGACUCCAGUGCAGAGCCACCUCCUUACACUACUAUGGCUGUAUUUUGUUAUGCCUUGAAUAGCUUGGUGAUCAUGAAUAACAGCAAUGUGAAUGCAGGCAGUGUCAGUGUGACUAAAUCUAGCCCUAGUUGCCAGAGACCAGUGCUGCCUGUACCCGAGAGACGGAGUGCCUAUUAUCCAGCAAGCCCGUCUAUGCCACUCUGUAGCCCUGGUCCCUCCAGCCCCGGGUGCUCUCCCAAGAACAACUCAAGAGCUUUUAUUUUCCCUACGGAAGAGCCAGAUCAACUCUCAUUGAGAAAUUGCAGCCCAAGCUGGAAUAGGAGAGACAGACAAAUGCCAAGAGGUGACCGCAGUCCUUCUCCUCUAAGGCUUCCUGGAGAGCAUUUGGGAGAAACAGGGUCUUUGAUAGCCUCACGUUCCAGGACAUUGUCAGAACUUGGACAAGGCUCCAGUUCGGGAUCUGGAAUGGGUCAGGGGUCAUGGUUAACGGAAUCCGAAGAGAAGAGGCGUCUGUCUCGGAUUCAGAGGGAACUCCAGAAUGUGCAGGUCACUCAGUAUGUGGAGCUUUUUGAAGCCCACAUUCAAGCCCAAAACAGUCCCACUUCACCGGUGCGUUAUAGUCCCCGACUGGGCAGUCGGUCUCCAUCACCUUUACGCAGAAACAGAAUAGAAGAGACAGCAUUUAACUUUGGACCAGAAACACGCCGCAGGCUGUCUUGCUCAAGCCAGGAAGAAACAUCAACGGCUCCUCCAUCACCAAUGUUGAUUUCUCCAUGUAUAGCUAACAGUGCACCAUGCACAGGAGAGCUGUUCAACCCUUCUCUCCAGGUGAAUGACUUUGAAAAACCAAACUCACCUGGGAAUGCAAAGCCAGGACCCAUACCUGCUGUCAUUGUGACUGACCAUGGAGAAGACAGCGAAGAACAAGCAGAAAGCAUUAGCCCAGACACCAAUCCAACAUCUUUACCUAGGAAACUGUCAUCCUCCUCUGCUUCCUCCACUGGCUUUUCUUCCUCUUGGGAUGAAUCAGAGGAUGAUAUCUCCAGUGACCCAGAGAAGUCCCCAGAGAAGAGCACUCCUUUCCUGCAGACUAUCGAGCAACCAAAGCCACGGGUGAGCAAAUCAUGGCGGAAGAUCAAAAACGUGAUUCAAUGGUCACCAAUUGUCAUGUCCUUCAAGAAGAAGUACCCAUGGAUACAGCUUGCAGGGCAUGCAGGUAGUUUUAAGGCGGCAGCCAACGGGAAGAUCCUUAAGAAACACUGUGACUGUGAGCAGCGUUGCCUCAGUCAGCUGAUGAAUGAUGUUCUAAAGCCCUAUGUUCCGGCCUAUCAUGGCGAUGUGCUGAAAGAUGGGGAGAGGUACAAUCAAAUGGAUGAUCUGCUCUGCGAAUUCGACAGCCCUUGCAUUAUGGAUUGCAAGAUGGGUGUCAGGACUUAUUUAGAGGAAGAGCUGAUGAAAGCCAGGAAGAAGCCCAGCCUGAGGAAGGAUAUGUAUCUCAAAAUGAUUGAGGUAGACCCGCAAGCCCCGACAGAGGAGGAGAACCAGCAACGUGCCGUCACCAAGCCCCGUUACAUGACAUGGAGAGAGACCAUCAGUUCCACGUCUACUCUUGGCUUCCGUAUUGAAGGCAUCAAGAAUGAGGAUGGAACAGUGAACAGAGACUUUAAAAAGACCAAAACGCGAGAGCAAGUGAUGGAGGCAUUCCGAGGUUUUACUAAAGGAAACCAAAAGAUUUUGAAGUUGUACCUAGAGCGCCUGGAGGACAUGCGUGCCAUGCUGGAGAAGUCUCCUUUCUUUGAGACCCACGAGGUGAUUGGAAGCUCCUUGCUGUUUAUCCAUGAUAAGAAGGAGAACGCCAAGGUGUGGAUGAUUGACUUUGGUAAAACCACUCCACUGCCAGAGGGGGAAGUCCUAACCCAUCGGAACUCCUGGGUGGAAGGGAACCGAGAGGACGGUUACCUGGGGGGUCUGGAUAAUUUGAUAUACAUCCUAACGGAGAUGGUGAGAGAUGGAGAGAAAGAAGAAGACAAAGAAGAAGAAAAAGAAACACAUUAAAGGCACCAUCCCUGGGAAUGAUACUCUAGGAAAGCACUACAACUCACUUUCUGGACCGCACCUCUUUAUCCCCUUAUGGGAGGGACUGGAUGUACCACUCCUCCAGCAGCUGCAGGGGAGGCCAGAAAACAGACUAAGCUAUUUUAAAAAAAAUCUGUGCUUUUUAGAUUUUGUACAUAGUUUCUUACCAGAA